This is a messenger RNA of Durusdinium trenchii, 937 nucleotides long. Lineage: Eukaryota; Dinophyceae; Suessiales; Symbiodiniaceae. The record is from the annotation of a GenBank genome assembly.
GCCAGAGGCGACGCAUGAUGAGCCGUCCCUGCUGCGCUCGAGUCCUUCAAGGCUGCUCAUGGCUGGUGCCACUUCAACGCUCACGGCUGGUGCUGCUGUGUUGCCACCUCGGUCGCAGGGGCCCGAGCAGACGCCAUUGCUGCGAGACACCCGCCGCAGCCGUGAGGCAGAGCAAGUGCAGCAGCGCUUGGUGCUAGAGUUCAUGAGCAUUGUGGGCUUGUGCAAGGUUUGGUUGGUUAUACUGCUAGUGCUCAUGUUGGCGGCGUGCGUGACUGUAACAGUCCUUUUUGUGCAAGCCAUCAUUGCUACUCUUUUCAAUCAGGGCAAACCAUGCGACGAGCCGCUUAAGUACUACAUGGUAGCAACGCUGCUAUGGAGUCAGGUGCAAUCAUGGAUCCUAUCUUGUGUGCGCCGCCAACUGGUUGAUCGUGGACCUUUCACAUCAAUGCUUGUCAGCAUAGCUUUGAGCAUACCAGGUUGGGGCAUUUUGGCGUAUGGUGUAUACAUGAUUCAAAGAGCACAAUCCUGCCCCAAGACGAAUCCAAAUCUAUUCUUUCCUUUGCAGCGUUUUGUUUAUGCCCAGAUCGCGGUUGCGCUGAUAACCUGCCUCCUUACAGUGCUUGGCUUUUUCAGCCUGCGAUACCUGUUGCUGGUGGUCAGCCAGCUGAACGAGCAGCCUGGGUGCACCAAAGCAGUACGGGACUUGCCCACUGUACCGAAAGGAUCAGAAGAACUGAUAGAUAACGACGGCCAGAUUAUGGACUGCCCCAUUUGCAUGGAAGCUCUUGCAGAGCCUGGAGGAGAAGUGGUACGGCCACCAUGCAAACACUACUUUCAUCAGGAAUGCCUCCUGACAUGGUGCAAGAAUCACGUAGAUUGUCCGAUGUGCCGCCAGCAAGUGGGAAAGCCGGAUGACGAGGCAGAACCCGAUCCAUGA